Molecule: messenger RNA, 2192 nt
Organism: Phlebotomus papatasi
Lineage: Eukaryota; Metazoa; Arthropoda; Insecta; Diptera; Psychodidae
Exons: 5
Coding region: 175-1998 (607 amino acids)
Source: RefSeq, a predicted model, not a curated record
AGCAUUUUAUUUUAGUAAAAACUUCAGCAGUGCAACAUAGCUCUCCAUAGUUUAUGUGUUUUGUUCUUUUGUGCGACAGAAAUAUUGGAUUUUCUUGAUCCACCGUGUCAAAAUGCAAAUUUGUGAUGUAGUUCAGGAACAGGAUUAAUUAAAUCAAAUAAAAUCUGUGUAAACAUGACAGAACUGACGAAGGAUAAUCUGCCAAAAAGUGGACGAGUGAAUGCAGUGUCUUCUUUUUCUGCUCCCAAAGUCUGCAAAGAGUGGCUGGUCCGGGAAGAUGGGGCUCUGGCCUAUCAGCUUCAGUCGCAGGAAAUCAAUGAACACUACAAGGGCAAUCGCUUCCGGAAUGCCCUAGUUCGUCAGGACUAUCCUACUGCUCUCCAUGAGCAGAUCAAGGAAAAGGAAUAUGCUGAACGCCAAGCAGCUGUCUAUCAUCAGAUGAUAAAUGAGCAGGAAGAGGCAGAUGCAAGAAUUGCGAGGGAAUUGGCGAGGAAGUUGGAGAAAGGGGGUGUUGAUAUGGAGAGGAGGCGUCUUGUGAGCGAAGCUCCGCCUCUUCUGAAAAAUGAAUUGCCAAUUCCACCGCGGAAUGCAAAGACUCAGCGACCAAAUAUCAUUCAGCAUACUCCACCAAUUGAUGCUCCAAUGUCGUCAAAUGCUCAAUUGAAUUAUGCUCAAUUAGAUCUACCACGACCAUCGACGUCUGGGCAGAAUUUUACAUAUGACACUGUCUACAAUGCUCGAUCUUAUGAAGAAAAUUCUGACAAUAAUUUUUCCCAGCGGAAGCUACCAUCUCUCGAUGAUACUCCGCUCAAUUUGCAAUCUCACACGCCAGAAAAAAUUUUGGCGCCCCUUUUGCCCCGUCGAGAAAAUGUUCAUGUCCGCGAGAAGAGUUUUGAUGCCUUCGAGCAGAAUCUCAAUAAACACUCCCACAAGAACUACGUCCAGGAGGAUGAUCUCGAGGCCAAUUGCAACUUCCAAAAGCUCUCACCUGCAAAAUUUGACUAUCUCAUGGGGAACACUGCCGGCUGUGCUGGAGCUUCCAAUGAAGCCUUCCUGGAUUCCCAAGAUGAUCCCAUUGAGACACUGAGAGAUCUGGGAUUGCCUCCAGAAGAAAUCCAGGAGAUUGAUCGUCGAGCCAAACAAGAACGCAAAGAUGAAGAGUUGGCGAGGCAACUUCAGGAACAACUGACAUGUGAAAUGAGCCAAGAAGAACGCGAUAGAAUCGUGGCAAUGGAAGCACAGGACAAAGAAUUAGCCAGAAUGCUUCAGGAUCGGGAAAGAGCAAAAGCCAAGAGGGCCAAGGAGAGAGCGAAACUAAAGAAGCAACAGCAGCAGCAACAGCUAGAAGAAGAGGCUCGAGGUUCAGAAAAACAGCCAAUGCUGGAGCCAGAUGGGGAUUCCUAUGCUAAUCCUGUGGAUUUCAUUGAGAACAAUCACAUGCAUCAGGAGUAUCAGAGAGAUCGGCGGGAGUACUUUGAGGAGAGCAGAGGGAAUUCUGGAGGAUUGCCGUAUGAUCAGUUUGGGAGGAAUUCCAUUCUGAAUGACGAGAAUUACUCCAAUCCAGUUGAUAUGUUGAUGCCGUCCUCAAAUGAUACUGACCAGGUCAAGGUGUCCAUCAAUGUGAAAAAACAAACGGCUGGAGCCAAGAAGCAAGAUGAACACUUUGGAUUUCCAAUGUCAGGAUCAGCGAGUGCCAACAGCUAUCAGGGACCGGCUAGACCCAAUCAUUUAGACAUCCGGGGACCGAUAAAUCGUCCGGCAGCUCCAAGAGCCCAUCUACCGGAAGGAAUUGAGAAUAUUGCCACAAUUAUCGAUCCGACAUAUCAUCACAGCUCAAAUUCUACUCCUGGAAGUGCCCUGACACCACCCGAGAUGUCUGAAUUCUCGGAUCAUAGCUCCAGCCCAGUGCCUCCUUAUAUGCCAAUCCAGGGAUCGCGCCGGAGCACGUCCCUGGAGAAUAAGAAGAAGAAAUCAAAAGAUAAAUGUGCUCAUCAGUAAUCUCUUACUCCAAGUAUUUUAUACACUCUUCUUUUUUGAUGAUUUUUUUUUACAUCUAUUUUAUACACAUUUAAGUAAAUUAAGGCAAAAAAAAACACUCUUUGAAUACUUCACGAUACCCUUUUUAAAUGUAUCGACAGCAUUUUCCCUGUUCCGAAUUAUAGAUAUUAAAAUUAAAAGUAUUGGAAAAGAAA